Molecule: messenger RNA, 2730 nt
Organism: Closterium sp. Naga37s-1
Lineage: Eukaryota; Viridiplantae; Streptophyta; Zygnematophyceae; Desmidiales; Closteriaceae
Source: the annotation of a GenBank genome assembly
AUGGAUUCCCGCCCAGGAUUUUCCUCCAUGAAGGGAUACGGAGGCUGCACGGGUGUUGACAAGUAUCCAUCCGGAUGGGAUGAUCAAUUCUCUGCCGGAGUGAAGACUAUUGCCGUCAUCGCCGUGCCGGAGGGAGUCUUGCAGCUCGGCUCCAGUCGAUCGAUGCCAGAGGAUUUGAAAUUCGUGUCACACAUCCGCUCUCUCUUCGCUGCGCUUCAAACAGUUCCCGGAGCGUUUCUAUCCGAUCUCUUCACCGACAAUGCUCUGAAAGCGAAAUCUUUUCCCACGCCGGACGCGACCGCGCUUGCAGCCGCCGGAUUUCCUCCCGACAUCGCCGCGUCUCUUGGCAAUCCCAACCCGCAGUCCAGUUUCCUCGGCGUCUCUUUCCCCGGGGCUCUCAGCCGUCGUUCAGUCCAGUCUAACCCGCCAAGCCAACAGAUGCCUGUUCCUGCUGCGGCUGCUCCUCCUUCCGCUCCAGCUCCAUCUCGUUCGCUCGCGGGAAAUCAGCUGGCCGCCUCCUCGCCGUCGGAUCUCUUCAGCAUUCUCGGCAUCCCUUCUGACUGCCGUGCCGACGACCAGAACGCUUCUCGGUUUCUGGGAUCCGCGGCUCUGAAGCCGCCAGCGGACCCGAAACAAGAAGCAGCAUCGUUGAGUGACUACCCGAGCACGGCAAAGCGAGUGAAGGUCGCUCCGGAGAGGACGACUCGUGCCUCCGUCGCCAUUAACCAGAUUCAGCUCAACUUCUUCGACUCGGACCUCCCUCUAGGCGGUCCGACUCUUCCCUCCCAUUCGCUGAGUCACAGCCCUGUGGAACGUACGCAGAUGUCGUCCCGACAGUCGUCUCCGGCGGAAGCUUCCGCGCACGUUCUCGGCCCGUCUGGCGAGUUGCUGGGAGGAGCGGAGGCGGGAGCGGGAGCGGGAGCGGGAGCGGCGAAGCGGAAGGCGGUGGUGGAUCUGGAGAAGGAGCUCCGCAUGUUCCACGACCAGUUCCUCAACGACGCCUCACCGUCCCUCGCCAACCACCCCUCCGCCAACCUCCCCUCCGCCAGCUCCGCCGCGCAGAAGCGCAUCCCACCGGGUGCUGCGUCCGAGCGCGCGACCGCGCGGAGAAGCCUUGGUGUUGCCGGCGGCUUCGCGGGUCUGGACGAGCAGCUCCUCGCGGGCAUGACUGCGAGCGGAAUGACUGCGAGCGGCAUGACCGCGAGCGGCAUGGCUGGCAGUCGGAACGGGAACGCUGCUGCGCGGGCGUCUCAGUUCAACAGCACCGGCGGUGAAGCGCUGGGGUCUUCGUCCGCGUUUGGCGGCGCAGAUGAGCUCGCGCAGGCCCUGGGACUGCACUUCACAGGCCAGUUGCCCAUUGACUUGGCGGAUUUGGCUGACCUGGCUAACUUGGCGGACAUUGGCGCGAACCAAGUGUCUGCCAACGGUCAGUUGGGAAGUGGAAUGAGCCGCGGCGUGUUCGACCAGGCCGCGGCUGUUGGAGGCGCUAGGUGCGGUGAUGGUGCGUCGAGGGGAGGGUUCUCCAUGGCUUCAGGGCUGCCGCAACCACAGAAGCUGCAGCACAGGGGUGAAGCGGCCGCUGCUGCCGGUAGUGCUCUCGGGUUUGACGAGCUGAGUGCGUCGGCGAGCAGGGCAGGCGCACUGAACGGCGGUGUGGGGUCGGGGAUGGGGGUGGCGGCGGGAGCGGGGGCGAGGGCGGGAGCGGGAGCGGGGAUGGGGAACAGCCUUGCGGAAAUGGAACGGAUGGCGACUCUGGAAGCUCUCAUGCGGACCUCGGGGCUGCUGCCCCGCCUGAGCCUCGCUGAGCUGCAGCAAAGCCAAGUCCUCGGGACACGCAACUCAGUGGGCGGAGCUGCUGCUGCAGCGGAAGCAGCCAGUGCUGGGAUGGCGUCAGGCGCAAAGCUUGGGAGCCUGCCUGGGCUUCAGAGCAGGACCAGCGUUGCUGGCAAAGCUGCUGGCGAUAGUGGAAGAGGUGCGAGAAGCGUGGAGCCCAAUGGAAAGAGCGUGUUCCAGUCUGAGACUGCGUUCAAGGCCUUGCCAGACCGGUCAGCGAACGCUGGUGUGCAGGAGGAGCUAUGUGGUGGUGCUGCCGCUGCUGCUGGGAAGGAGGAGAAGAAGGGGACGAAGAAGAGGGGGAGGGAGGAGAAGCCCAAGCAGAGGCCUCGAGAUAGGCAGCUGAUUCAAGAUCGUGUGAAGGAUUUGCGAGGGAUAGUGCCAAACUCUGAAAGGCUGAGCAUUGAUGGACUGCUGGAGCGCACAAUCCAACAUCUUGUAUUCCUGAGGGAAUUCUCGGCUCUCCGUGCAGACAUUGACAAAGGCCAAGCAAUGCUGGCGGAGAAGAGUUUUGAUGAAUGUAUCAGUGAAAGCCCGGUAUCUGUGCAUCAACUUUCGCCAACUCUGGUUCAAAUUAAGGUCGAGUGGAUUGGUAGCACUGUGCCGAUUGACCUUGCUGAUGGACUUCGCCAGAUUGGGCUGGUGGUUCGCAAGUCAUCAGUGAAGUCCUCUGGUGGUCGUGUCAAGGCACACAUCAUUGCUGAGUGCAAGCAACCUGUAGAGCGCAUGGACAUCAUGUGGCAUGUUCUCCAGCACCUGAAGGAUAGGCUGCCAGAUAUGGCGAAUGUGUUCACUGGAACUGAGAAGCAGGUGGAGACAAGGAAGCUAGAUGCUGUGUUUGAUCCAGCAGAUUCUUGCCAGCAGGUGGUGUAUCCAGUUGGGGUAAUGUCAGCUUGA